GGAGCCCGCGGGUCCCGGCCCGCAGGUGCUUCACCCCCAGAACCCGUCACCAUGCAGCUCCUGUGGCUCAGCCUCCUCUUGUCCGUUCCCAUCUCAGGGAUCUCCGGAGGCCCCACUCUCCUCCAGAGCUCAGAAGUCCUCCAGGUUCAGACCGACCAGGAGGCGAAGAUUAGCUGCGAAAUCCGGUCAGCCCAAACCACCCAUGCCGUCUACUGGUUCCGCCAGCUGAGGCCUUUCGGCGCCAACAAUCCCUACCAGUUUCUGGCCCACUCGAACCCCAGGAUCCCUUCCCCGCCGCAGGAAGGCAACAGCUCGCAGCGCGUCCUUGUGUCCGGGGAGCUGCACAGAUCCACGCUCAAGCUUCUGAAAAUGCAGCCUUCGGACAGCGGCGUCUACAUCUGUGCCAUUAUCCCAGGCCCUCAGCUGGUCUUCGGGAGAGGAACCCUCGUGAACGUAGUUGAUGUCUUGCCUACAACAGCUAAACCCACCAAAAAGACCACCCCCAGGAGGCGGGUAUGCAAUACAAAAUCCUCAGAUGUCGCUCAACAAAAUGGUACCCACUGCAACAUCCUCCCUCUCAGCCUGCUCGCGGGGUGUGCUAUGGUUUUGCUAAUCUCUCUAAUUGUGAUCAUCCGAUUGAACUAUUUAUGGAAUCUAGCUCGUCAUCACUUUGUGAAACAGCUUCACAGAUGAGUACCCCUCCAUACCCCUCAAAAUAAAGUUCUUCAAAUAGCCUGCUGAAGAAAUGCGCUGGAUUUUGCAUAAGCAGAAUUGGGAAACUAGAGCAUCCGAAUGACAAUGAUGAACCUUGAAAUUUUCCUAAGCCAUGGCCUGCCCUCUCAGGAGUUAGGUUCAUGGGACUAAUGGUUUGGUGGUCACCAGUAGCCCAGCUUAAACCUCAAGCACUUUCCACUAUUUGCUGAUUAUGUAACAAAUGCCAUGUACUGUUACUGCGGAAAGAUUCAGACUCUGGGCCCGAGCCUUUGAAAGUCACCGGUCAGUGGCCAGGUCUGUACUUUCUCAGCAGUGGGUCUGGCCCCAUAGUGACUAACAAAAGUCAGCUCACUGAAGUGGAAGGUAAGCCACGGCUGCAGACUGACCACCCGACCGCAGCUUCCGAGGGCUAAUAUCUGCCUGAUACGCUGCUGCUCCGUGACAAUGAGGGCACUCUGCAAGGUAGAGCGGGUGCAGCCCUUCCGCCUCUCUCCUAGGUCUUCUCUUUGUUAUUUUCCUUUUUCUCCUCUCUGAGUGAAAAUGGCCUCGGUUUUUUUGUUUUGUUUGUUUUAAAAUAAAGUCUGAUAUCAGUUGUUGCAGCAGCUGGGUCCUGAUGGUAUCUCUGAGCUCCUUUGUUCACACAGAGCAAACCAAUGUCACAGACAGGCCCCAAGUGCAACACGGGGUUUUAUGUUUUAAAGGGCUUCUAACCAGGACGAGGUUCAGAAACCAGGACUUCGUCUCUGGGGGGACUCGGAGGUGGCUUGGGGGGUGUCACAGCUGCAGUCAGUGGUGGCCAUCGGUGAAGGCGGCCUUGUGAACGUGGCCCCCAGCCAAACCAUUAGCAGCCAUCAAUUCAACAAACUGUGUUGGAUGAGAUGCAAAGAGAAGGGGCAGAAUGCGUAGAAUGGGGAUUCUUCAUCUGAGGUCCAAAAUUAUGUUGUUAUGACUUUUAAUAUAAUUGGUUUUUUUGAAAUCCUACGCAUUUAAAACUCUUUUUUGGAGAAGGCCAAAGGAAUCCUGGACACAAAAAAUGAUAAAAUUCUUUCCCAUUGGAUUAAAAGCUGGCUUUGGGGCCAAGAAAACCUAAAGUUGAGUAUUGCCUUUAACAUAAAUUUGUAGAGUGAAGAUGGAAAUGAUUUAACUCUCAGUGCCCAAGGCAACUUUGUAAGACUCUUCAUUAUAAUCUGAACAGAGCAUUCCCUAAAUGGAUGCAUUCACAGGUCUGCAUAAAAACAAACUAACCAUACUUUGCAUGUAGAAUAUUAGGGUCUCUGUUUUGGAGCUCCAGGGACACAAGCCAAGAGAUUUCCCUCCAAGAUCUCAAGGAGUGGAGUUGGAGAGGAAAAAGUGGAAAUCGGAUGAUCUCUAGCUACUCUUUCACAUGUUUAUUGAAUAUUGAACAAUGAAAUAGGAAGUACCCAGAGGUAGAACGUGCUCCUGCCUUACAAGGGAGUCACAUUCUAUGAAGAAGACUACCUUCUCUGUCUUCGGAUGAUAAGCAUAUUGGCAAGCGCCGUGAAGAAAAAUAUGAAUUGAAGCAAUAUUAGGCUGUGGGAAACUAUAAUUUAGGAAACUGACCCAUACAGGUAAGGAUGUUAGAGCCCUUUCAGUAAAAUCGUAGUGGCUGCCAGAAAAGCCCGAGACCGCUCUCCCUCCACCACUGCUUAAAUGUUUAAUUCUCCUUCCCUCUCAAAAUCUGUUACUGAUACCAGUGUCACUUGCUAGUUUGCAAACUCACUUUGGUUUGGGGGUUUGGGGUUUAUUUGCUCUUAAUUUUGUUUUGUUUGGGGAAUAAUACACACCUGUGACAGAACUGGCUGACUUUAAGACUGACUAUAAAGGGGCUGUGGGUAAGGCUUGGAGUAUAGGGGUGGAGAUGAGAUGAAUGUUAUUGAUGUGGGUACCUAAGGCAGGCUGGUGGGCUUUGCCAAAGAGGACUUUGAAUAGUUUAAAAUCCUUCCUGUUUUUCAUUUUAUAUGUAAAUAUAUGAACAUAAAUUUACAAUUUGCCAGUGUUGUAUAUCAAUACCCAUUAGUGUUGUUGAUUUCUAGUUCUCUUUAUCUAUAUUAUCCUUUCCUGGUUUUAUCAAAAUCAUUCAUGUAAAGUAUUUUUGAAGAAAAUUUACAGUAACAGAGAUUAUUUGUUCUUCAAAUACUUAAUAGAAUAGGCACCUGGCAUAGUGCCAGGCACAUAAUAAGUACUUAAUAAAUGUUUAUUGAUUAAUU
This is a messenger RNA of Antechinus flavipes (yellow-footed antechinus), 2942 nucleotides long. RefSeq names its product CD8 subunit beta (gene CD8B). The transcript has 6 exons. The coding region runs from base 52 to 693 and encodes 213 amino acids. Gene Ontology annotation, cellular component: cell surface. Lineage: Eukaryota; Metazoa; Chordata; Mammalia; Dasyuromorphia; Dasyuridae. Gene Ontology annotation, molecular function: coreceptor activity; MHC class I protein binding. The record is from RefSeq and is a predicted model, not a curated record. Gene Ontology annotation, biological process: regulation of immune response.